UGUCCCGCUCUUCUCACGCCCUCCUUGGGAUCGGCCAAGGAUGGAGCUGGGCUGCAGAGUCUUCAUCCUCCUCCUCCUCCUCCUCCUCUUCACCCCCUCGGAGGCUCUGGCAGCCCCCUGCUCCGGUGGUGGCACCGCGGUGGCCGACGGCUGCGUUUGUCCCCCCGGCCGCUCCGGCCGGCGCUGCGAGACCCCCGACCCGUCCGGCGCCUGCCGCAACGGUGGCACCGCCGUGGGCACCGCCUGCCUCUGUCCCCCGGGCUUUGGGGGACCCCUGUGCCAGCGCCCCGACCCCCGCCAGCGCCUGCCACAACGGGGCCACCGCCUUUGGGACGCGCUGCGUGUGCCCGCCCGGCUUCCGCGGGGACACCUGCCAGCAGCGCGAGGAGGUGACGCGGUGCCUCAACGGUGGCACUUUGGAGAAGGGGACGUGCCGGUGUCCCCCCACGGCUUGGGGACCUCGCUGUGA
Molecule: messenger RNA, 469 nt
Organism: Poecile atricapillus (Black-capped chickadee)
Lineage: Eukaryota; Metazoa; Chordata; Aves; Passeriformes; Paridae
Product: neurogenic locus notch homolog protein 3-like
Exons: 3
Coding region: 41-469 (142 amino acids)
Molecular function (GO): Notch binding
Source: RefSeq, a predicted model, not a curated record